Molecule: messenger RNA, 5593 nt
Organism: Nannospalax galili (Upper Galilee mountains blind mole rat)
Lineage: Eukaryota; Metazoa; Chordata; Mammalia; Rodentia; Spalacidae
Gene: Entpd4
Product: ectonucleoside triphosphate diphosphohydrolase 4
Exons: 13
Coding region: 236-2077 (613 amino acids)
Biological process (GO): nucleoside diphosphate catabolic process
Cellular component (GO): membrane
Molecular function (GO): nucleoside diphosphate phosphatase activity
Source: RefSeq, a predicted model, not a curated record
GGCUGUGACGCGACGCCGGCGCCGGGAGCGCGCGCCACGAGGCGCUCCGGGAAAGGAGUGGAGAGUCCAGGAACCCGGUGGCCGGGAUGCUGCGUGCUCGCGGCCGCCGGGUCCCGGGAGCCGCCGCCGGCCAAGCAGGAAGUCUCUGACUCCAUGAAGACCCCAGCCUUGAUUCUGUCAUUGUGGAUGACAAGUGCUGACUCCCACAGCAUUGCCUUCUCGCUGGCCUUUCAGUAUGGGGAGGAUUGGCAUUUCCUGUCUUCUUCCUGCUUCUUGGCAUUUCAGUAUCUCCCCAGCUGGCUGUCCUCGCGUUCUGAACACCAAUUUGCGCCAAAUCAUUGUCAUUAGCAUCCUGGCUGCUGCUGUCUCACUUUUAUACUUUUCUGUUGUCAUAAUUCGAAACAAGUAUGGGCGGCUAUCCCGGGACAGGAAGUUUCAAAGGUACCUGGCCAGGGUCACGGACGUUGAGGCUACAGAUACGAACAAUCCCAACGUGAACUAUGGCAUUGUGGUGGACUGUGGCAGCAGUGGCUCCCGGGUAUUUGUCUACUGCUGGCCUCGACACAACGGCAAUCCUCAUGACUUGCUGGAUAUCAGACAGAUGAGGGACAAAAACCGAAAGCCGGUGGUGAUGAAGAUUAAACCUGGCAUCUCAGAGUUUGCUACCUCUCCAGAAAAAGUCAGUGACUACAUUUCUCCACUUCUGAGCUUUGCUGCAGAGCAUGUACCACGGGCGAAACACAAAGAGACACCCCUCUACAUUCUCUGCACAGCUGGAAUGAGAGUCCUUCCGGAAAGCCAGCAGAAGGCCAUUCUGGAAGACCUCCUGACCGACAUCCCCCUGCACUUUGACUUCCUGUUUUCUGACUCCCACGCCGAAGUCAUUUCAGGGAAACAAGAAGGUGUGUAUGCUUGGAUCGGCAUUAAUUUUGUCCUUGGACGGUUUGAGCAUAUCGAAGAGGAUGACGAGGCGGUUGUAGAAGUCAACAUUCCUGGUAGCGAGAGCAGUGAGGGCAUCAUCCGGAAAAGGACAGCAGGGAUUCUUGACAUGGGAGGCGUGUCCACUCAGAUAGCGUACGAAGUCCCCAAAACUGUAAGCUUUGCCUCCUCACAGCAGGAGGAAGUAGCUAAAAACUUGUUAGCUGAGUUUAACUUGGGCUGUGAUGUCCACCAAACUGAGCAUGUGUACCGAGUCUAUGUGGCCACGUUUCUUGGGUUCGGUGGCAAUGCUGCUCGACAGAGAUAUGAAGACAGACUAUUUGCCAACACGGCUCAGAAAAACAGGCUCCUGGGUAAACAGACUGGUCUGACUCCUGAUGCUCCAUACCUGGACCCAUGCUUGCCCUUGGACAUUAAAGAUGAGAUCCAGCAAAAUGGGAAGACCCUGUACCUGCGGGGGACGGGAGAUUUCAACCUAUGUCGAGAGACCCUCCAGCCUUUCAUGAACAAAACCAAUGAGACACAGACUUCCCUCAAUGGAGUCUACCAGCCCCCCAUUCACUUCCAGAACAGUGAAUUUUAUGGCUUCUCCGAAUUCUACUAUUGCACCGAGGAUGUCUUGCGAAUGGGGGGAGACUACAAUGCUGCUGCGUUCACUAAAGCUGCCAAGGAUUACUGUGCAACAAAAUGGUCGAUUUUGCGGGAGCGCUUUGACCGAGGACUUUAUGCCUCUCACGCUGACCUCCAUCGGCUUAAGUAUCAGUGUUUCAAAUCAGCCUGGAUGUUUGAGGUGUUCCACAGGGGCUUCUCCUUUCCUGUCACCUACAAAAGCCUCAAGACUGCCUUGCAGGUGUACGACAAGGAAGUGCAGUGGACGCUAGGGGCGAUCCUUUACAGGACCCGCUUUCUGCCCUUGAGAGACAUCCAGCGGGAGGCAUUCCGGGCCAGCCACACACACUGGCGGGGAGUGUCCUUUGUCUACAACCACUACUUGUUCUCUGGCUGUUUCUUGGUGGUCCUGCUGUCCAUCCUCCUCUACCUGCUGCGGCUGCGGCGCAUCCACAGGAGGGCGCCCCGAAGUGCCUCUCUGUGGAUGGAGGAAGGCCUGCCCUCCCAGAAGGGGCCUGGUCCCUUGUGAGCCACUGUGUCAGCUCCAGGAAGACUCUACGGGAAUAGCCAUUUUUGCUCAGGGUUUCUCUGUAUGUGCCGAUGGUUUUGUUCCCCUUUCUGCUAAAUCCACUGUUGUAAGCCCUGUUGUCUGUAGGUACUGCCAUUUUGGGUACAGCUUUAAAUGGAGGAGAAGGGAAGAGGGAAACUCACUUGAUUUGUGCUGCAUAGGAUAUCUGUCAAAAGUUAGUAAGAUUUUUGGCUUUCAUUAAGAUAUGCUACAUUUUCAUCAGAUGCACUUUGAUACAGGGGGGAAGUGGGCAAGUUAUUUUAUAUCAGUAUCAAUGGGACUGAGGAGUAAUGCUUGCAUAAAAUCAAGGAACAAAUUGUGAUCAUCUUCUCUGAAAACCUCCAACCUAAAAGGGCAGAUGUUAUUUACUUCUCAGUCCUGUCACUAUCCAACUUUUCCUUGAAAAUCAAAAAAUUCAGUCAUUCGUGCAAAAAUUGGCACCAGAAGAUAAUUAUUUUCAAAGUUAACAGUGAAGAGUCAUGAAAGAUGUGAAGUGCUGCCAAGAGCUGUGUGUAUGGCAAGGGCUGGACCCAGAGGGCCCUGCAGGGCUCCUCCUAGCAGAAGCACACCCUUGAUGCUUGUAAAGUGUGUUUGGAAAGCUCAGUGGCUGUAAAGUCUGACCACAGCAGUGAUUUUCUUCAUCCCAGCUUACAGCUGCCUUCCAACACUUGGGGGUUUUUGUUUGUCCUUUUGUUUUGUUUUGUUUUUAAAUGGAAAGUUCAUAGUUGCAAUGGUCUCACCAUUUUGAGAAUUAGAGCCGUGCCUGCUCCAGGCGCCAGCUUCCAUUGAGCAUGUUUUCACUUCCAGUUUCUUCCACUUUCCCCUAGUUCAAACAGUCACCAUGUUUUUAUUUGUGAUGCCCCACACUCUGCUUGGCAGUUUGCAUUGUCACUCUUGGUAGCAACUGUCAUUGGUAAUGCCACUGUAAGUUCACACCCAUGGAAAAGUCUGAAUUUAACCCAAGAAAUAAAUGCACAUGUUGAAAACAAAUCUGACGUUUUAAGCAAAAACCUUAAAAGGACAAUUGGAUUGGCAGAUGUGAGAUGUGGGCAGGCAGGGGAUGCUUGUCUGUUUGUUUGUUUUAAACUAUUCAAUUCGUUUAGAAAUUUGGGAAUUAUUUCACAUAGGGAUAUUUUUUCCAGUUCUUUUUGGUUUGGGGGUAGUAGUACAUCUACUUCCUAGGUCCAGAACAGUUCAAGUCAAGCAGUUGGUAGCAAAUGGGUAUUUUCAGAACUAAUAGCUGCUUAUUAAAAAAUCAUUUAUUAGAGAAAGAAUGCAGAGUAAAGGCCUAUGUAGCCAUAGGAAAAAAAGGUACGGCACUCUGUAUUUUUUUAAGUAAAGGGUGUUGGUUUGGUCCUGCUCUGUGUAGUUUGAGACAGACAAAAGAGCUCUCCUUCUAUCCCAUCCCAAGGGACCCUGCUGUAAGGACCACCUCACUCUCCAAAGAAAUCCCCCAGUCAGGGUUCCAAGUCUCAAACUACCACAUACCAUGUUCUUUGGAUAGCAAACAUGUCCAAGGUCCUAGGAGACCAUUGCAAAUCUAGAACUUUUAAAAGGAUUUUUUUUGAACAAAAGAAAAAAAUAUUAGGCAAAGCAGCACACCCCCUGUAAUUCCAACAUGGGGAGGCUGAGGCCAGAGAAUCAAGAGUUAAUGCCAGCCCGAGCUAUAUAGGUCCUGUCUCAAAAGAAAAAAAAGAAAAUUGAAGAAUAUUCAAUAGACUAUAUUUGACCUCGUAAGGCCUAAAUAUUUGCAAAUAUCCCUUUAUAGAAAAAUUUACUGACUGUGUUGCCUUUCUGUUUCUAUAACAAAUUCCUGAGAUAAUCAAUUUAUAAGAGAAAAGGUUUAUUUGUCUCAUGGCAUCCAAAGUUCCAGUUCAUGAUCAUGUGGCCAUGGUAUUUCAGCAUGUGGUGAGGUAGCACAUCACAGCGGCAGAGCAAAACCACCCGCUUCAUAGCCUGGGGCAAAAGCCAGAGGAAGAUGAGGGGCCCCCAUUCCCCUUCAGGGGCGCAUUCCUGGUGACCUGAAGACAUCCUGCUAAGCCCCACCCCUUAAGGGCCCUUCUGCCUCAUGUAAUGUCAAGCUGGGUACUGAGCCCCUAACAUACAAGCCUUUAGGGAGCAUUCUAGAUCCUAGCUGUGGCAUUGACCCUACAACCUAGCAACCUGAUUCAGCAAGGGAAAUAAACCGCAGCACUGUUGUGGUUACUGUCCAUUUCACAGAUGGGAGGAGAAGUGACCACAUGUGGUUCUUAAAAUACCUGCUUAGACAUAUUUCUCAUCUUUAUAUGUAAAUCAUUUUCAAGGUGGGGUUUCUGCCAAAUCAGGAAACCUAUUCUUCCCAACUUUAACAAAAAAAGCUCCUUAGGAAUCUAGUAUGCUGUUGGGGGUCCUCAGUCAGAGCAGCCCCUAUUCAGAGGUGGUCUGCAGUUUCUCACAGCUGUUUAGACCUUGCAGACCACCCAGUACUUUAAAGAUGUGGUCAUGUGUGAGAGAGCUAAGGCAAAGCUGCUUCAGGAAAAAGAUUCUUAUCACUCCGUUACUGGCGGGGAAGCCAGUGACCCUGCUCACUUAGAGUAGAAUGCAGAAGAAAUGGGACGGAGACCUUGCUAGGAAGCUUUUUCAAAAGAACACAUUCUGUGUGAAAGCCUGACAGACCCUGACAGUUAUGCUUAUGCCCUGUAGCCCUGUUGGAGCAGCUCUGUUUUCAACCCUUGAGGGUGCUUUCAGAUUUUAGGUACAUCAUAGAAAAACAUAAACAAGGAAGUUUGUACCCUUGAGUUUUGCACAUUUCACCCCUAAGUCGCUGGCUUUAGGGGUUCUUUCUCCUGGAGGAUCAGAUGAUGGAGAUGCUGCUGGAUUAAGGGCAGUGUGGUCAGGACUCUGCCUGACCACCCUGAAGUCUUUGAUCACUCUUUCACAGUGUCAUGCAUACCUGUGCAAUGUGCUGUAACCAGCUCUUGAGCAGAUACUCAGUUUUUAAAUUCAGGCCUACAUAGGUUAGCUUUCCUUAUAAGGAGCGUGUGUGCAUCAGUAAGAAACUGAAAAAGGCAAGUGUGUUUUCCAAUCUUUAAAAAGAAACACCAACUCAGCUUUAGUGCAGUGCAGCAAAACUACCUGUGCACGAAUUAUUCAUGUCAGCGUUUUGUUUUCUCUCAAGUUCUUUUCCUUUCGAUAACGAAUGAUGUGACCAACCUGGGGGAAAUCUUUGUGGCUAAGGUUAUGUUUUACAGUUAGGUACAUUGUAGAAAAACAUAAGGAAGUUUCUUAACUAAAGAAGCGCCUUUGAAUGUUUGGUUUUUUUAAGUGUUGUUUUCCUUCAAAGUAAGAACCAUUAUCUUGGGAAGCAAUCAUGGUGUCGAGUCGCUUUCCACAUCUGGCAGCCUCCUGUUGUACACUUCGACUUGGAUGAUUGUUGAAAAUAAAAGCUCAUCCAGUGAACUGUAGACCCAAAUUAAUAAAAAAUAAAUUGAAUCUGAA